Molecule: messenger RNA, 900 nt
Organism: Diuraphis noxia (Russian wheat aphid)
Lineage: Eukaryota; Metazoa; Arthropoda; Insecta; Hemiptera; Aphididae
Product: tigger transposable element-derived protein 6-like
Source: RefSeq, a predicted model, not a curated record
AUGGCCACAGAAGGUUGGAUAAGUCGAUGGAAGGAUAGGAAUAACAUUAAAUUCAAGCGAUUUCACGGAGAAAAAUCUAGUGCUGAUACAAACGGUGCUAAUGAAUGGUCUUUAGCUAAAUUACCGGAAAUUCUUAAAAAAAUUUCUCCUCAGGACAUUUAUAACGCCAAUGAAACUGGGUUAUUCUACCGAGCGACUCCGGAUGGUUCUUUGUGCUAUAAACGCGAAACACUUGAAGGAUCAAAAAAAGCUAUGGAUCGUAUAACAGUUUUAUGUUGUUGUAAUAUGGCAGGCACAUAUAAAAAAAAACUGUUGAUAAUUGGAAAAUCCGCAAAGCCAAGAUGUUUUAAAAAUAUAAAAAUAACAAACUUACCUGUUUCUUAUUUAGCGAAUAAAAAUGCAUGGAUGACAGCAGAAAUAUUUACAUCGUAUUUGAAAGACUGGGACAAAGAGCUCGGAAAACAAUCAAGGAAAAUUAUAUUAAUUGUUGAUAAUGCUGGACCACAUCCAAACUUGAUAGAUUUAAAAAAUAUCACACUUGAGUUUCUGCCUCCAAAUACUACUUCUCUCAUUCAACCACUCGAUAUGGGGAUCAUUAAGAAUUUAAAAACUCAUUACCGUGGACUAUUGGUAACAUACAUUUUAAAGGCUAUUGAAGAUAAUUUAGUAACUCCUACUACGUGUGCUAUAGAUAUCAGUUCUAAAAUAAACAUUCUACAAGCAAUACAAUUUGUCGCUGAUAGCUGGAGAAAAGUGUCGUCGGUUACGAUUCAGAAUUGUUUUGCACAUUGCGGUUUCAGACCACUGAUUGAUCUACCUAUUCCUCCUAUUGUUUCUAUUGAAAAUGACSUAGGUUGUGUUGGUACGUGUGUUGUAGUUUUAUUCCUCAACAAUCCUUGA